AUGUCCAACCAAGACGCACACCAAGGCGGCGACCUCUUUGACAUGGCCAAGGACGGCACCAAGGUCCCCGGCGACGCAGGCAAGAUGAACACAGUCCCCUCAGUCCCAGACCCGCACCAGAAGAACGCCAGCGCCGCGGGCGGGCUCGGCGCCAAAUCGCUCGCCGGGGCGGCCGACAACCCGCUUGAGGGCGGCGAGACCGACAACAACGCCAUCAGCGCGACGGGCCACUCGAUGCCGGCGUCGGCAUUCUCGAAGCCGAGCGGGAGUGGUGGGAAGUGA
Messenger RNA from Anthostomella pinea, 282 nucleotides. Lineage: Eukaryota; Fungi; Ascomycota; Sordariomycetes; Xylariales; Xylariaceae. The record is from the annotation of a GenBank genome assembly.